This is a messenger RNA of Chaetomium globosum CBS 148.51, 225 nucleotides long. RefSeq lists its product as uncharacterized. NCBI's taxonomy places the organism in Eukaryota, Fungi, Ascomycota, Sordariomycetes, Sordariales, Chaetomiaceae. Bases 1 to 225 code for a protein of 74 amino acids. The record is from RefSeq and is a predicted model, not a curated record. The transcript has 2 exons.
AUGUCAGUCCAACCAACACAGUCCGGCAAAUUUCAGCAGACACCCAAACUUUGCAGGAAGCCCUUUGAUCAGCACGGCCUCUUUGGCUCUUCAACAUCGCACCCUCGACUCUUCAACCUUCAAAACCAGUCAUGUGCCACGGGCAUCCUCAUUACCAUUCUGCGGGAGGAGGCGGGUGGACAUGCUGCAAAUGCGGAGGGCGGAACAGUAGCGGAUGGUGCCUGA